CACACACACACACUCGUCUCUCUACAGGACAAAGCUCAUGUGGUGAGUCAAACGCACUCACUGGGAGGAGACGAGGUUGGGACGCGGCAAUGGAGGAGGGGGAGGACGGGGAGCAGUAUCUGUUCAAGAUCGUCAUCAUCGGCGACUCGGCGGUGGGGAAGUCCAACCUCCUCUCCCGCUACGCUCGCAACGAGUUCAACCUUCACUCCAAGGCCACCAUCGGCGUGGAGUUCCAGACCCAGAGCGUGGUCAUCGACGGCAAGGAGGUGAAGGCCCAGAUCUGGGACACCGCCGGCCAGGAGCGCUUCCGGGCCGUCACCUCCGCCUACUACCGCGGCGCCGUCGGCGCGCUCGUCGUCUACGACAUCUCCCGCCGCACCACCUUCGACAGCGUCCCCCGCUGGCUCCAGGAGCUCGAAACACAUUCUGAUACAACUGUUGCAAAGAUGCUGGUUGGCAACAAAUGUGACCUGGACAACAUCAGAAAUAUAUCUGUUGAAGAAGGAAAAAGCCUUGCAGAAGCUGAAGGGCUGUUUUUUAUCGAGACCUCGGCUCUAGAUUCUACAAAUGUGAAGAAGGCAUUUGAGAUUGUCAUCAGGGAGAUAUAUAACAAUGUGAGCAGGAAGGUCCUUAACUCGGAUUCCUACAAAUCAGAGCUGUCUCUGAACAGGGUGAGCCUUACCAGCAAUGGGAGCGAUGAGACCAAGCAGACUUCCAGCAAGACCUGCUGCUGAAAUUUUUUCUGUUAGUCCAGAAAAUACAACAGUGUAUCAAGAAAUUUCUCAGUCUCCUAAUUCUGUCAGAAAGUGGUUUUUGUUUGUCAUGUUAGUGAGAGUUGUUCGAUUUUAGUUUUCUCAUAAGUCAUCAAGGAGCCAAUAUCGACAUACGUCUGAACAAGCAUGUAAUAUUCAUCGUUUAUUGUGGUUCCGGCAUUAUAGGGUUCUCAUAAUGGAGUGGUGUAGAAACUUGUUAUACAUAACACUGCUUUAAUACAUUAGAAGUUUGAAAGACAUUCA
Molecule: messenger RNA, 1016 nt
Organism: Musa acuminata subsp. malaccensis (wild Malaysian banana)
Lineage: Eukaryota; Viridiplantae; Streptophyta; Magnoliopsida; Zingiberales; Musaceae
Product: ras-related protein RABA5c
Biological process (GO): vesicle-mediated transport
Molecular function (GO): GTPase activity; GTP binding
Source: RefSeq, a predicted model, not a curated record